AUGUCAAUUAAAGCCGAAGGAAAUCCUUGUCCUAAUUGUUCGACGCGACUUAAAUGUUACUUCAUUAAUUUGAACGAGAAGGUACUAAUAUGCCCCAAGAAAAAGUGUCUUUUUCCGUUCGAUAAAGCAGAUAUUUCACCUUAUGUUAUAAAAUCUGGUUCGCUGAUAGGAAAAGAACGUAUUGGCGAAUCAUCAUCGCAUAUAAAAUCUACUCAACCAUUGGUUCGAUCAAAUAAGGAGGAAUCUUUCAACCCACCAAAUGAAGAUGCUUCGAAUUUUCCUGAAAAUUCAAUCUUCAACCAGAACAAUUCUAUUACUUUGAAGACUUUGGGAGUUACAUUGAGAGAUGAUCCAACAAAUAAAAAUAAAUUACAACCGAAUUCAUCACAAGGAUUGUCCACGGACACUUCUUCAAAUUCAGUCGAGAAUGAUUUAGAAAUGUUAUUUAAUAAAUUUCCAAUGCCAACAACUGAAGGAUCAUUAUCCGAUGCUACAGCAGGGAAUGGUUUGUUAAAUAUUAAUACGACGGGUGAAGCUGGUAACGGAAAUUCUUUAACUGUGGGGGAGUAUACAAGAAUGUUAUUCGGGCAAUCGGGCAUUGAUAUGAAUUUAGAUAUGUUUUCACUGAAUUCCGAUAUAAUGGGUAUAAGCAUACAAGGUAAUAAUGUAAAUAUGGAAUUAGAUGAACUUUUAGGAACAUUCGAUCCAUUAGAAUGA
Funneliformis geosporum is the source of this 717-nucleotide messenger RNA. The record is from the annotation of a GenBank genome assembly. NCBI's taxonomy places the organism in Eukaryota, Fungi, Glomeromycota, Glomeromycetes, Glomerales, Glomeraceae.